CAGGCGACAGUCAGCGUGUCUUGGCCUCGGGGCAGAGGCAGGGAAGGAGCAGCGGGCCAAUGAGGAGGAGACAUCACUCCCUCUGUCCUGCCCGGCUCGGCUCGGCUCGGCUCGGCGCGCCCUGUAAUUAGGAGCUCUAGUUGGGUUGGGCGCCGCCACGGUGGACAGCCCGGCUGCUGCGUCAAGACGCGCCAGCUCCACACGGAGACACUUCUAUCCACACUGCUGCUGCUAGUUUGGAGCAACAAAAAUAAUACUAUAAUAAUGAACGGGCAGUCCUCACCUGUGUUCGAGGAGAAGAAGCCGUCCCUCCCCAUGGCGGGGAGCUCCAUCUCGGCCACCAAGGAGUCCCCGACCCUGCCGGAGUCCUCCUCCACGGACCUGGGCUUCUACAGCGGCCAGAGCGCGCUCCACGGCGGCGCGCAGGACUUUUACCCGGCGCAGCAGCCGUACCCGGCCCAGCACAUGAACCCGUACGCCUACCACCAUUAUAACCUACACGGGAUGGGGGCCGGCGGUGCCUACCCGGUCGGCAAGUCCGAGUACCCGUACCCGCCUUCAGCGUACCGGGAGCACGGCGCGUUCAGCAGGGAGGUCCAGUCCACGCUGCAGGACGCUGUGAAAGAGGAGCCAGACGUGGAGGUCCGGAUGGUCAACGGGAAGCCGAAGAAGAUCCGUAAGCCCCGGACCAUCUACUCCAGCUACCAGCUGGCCGUCCUGCAGAGGAGGUUCCAGUCGGCCCAGUACCUGGCGCUGCCAGAACGGGCCGAGCUGGCGGCCCAGCUGGGCCUCACACAGACACAGGUCAAAAUCUGGUUCCAGAACCGUCGCUCCAAGUUCAAGAAGCUCUACAAGAACGGAGAGUUUCCUCUCGGGGACAUUCCUCUGGAACACAGUCCAGACGCCAGCGACUCCAUGGCCUGCAACUCUCCUCCGUCCCCAGCUGUGUGGGAAAACAACAACAACAGCAACAGUAACAACAACAACAACAAUAGCAGCAGCAGCAGCAGCGGCAACACGAACAGCGACGGCAUCAAGAGUAGUGUGAUGGUGGAUCCGUCCAGCAGGGGGCAGCCUCCCUUCCAGCCUCCGGUUGACUCCUCUCCAGCCUGCAUGGGGGAGUUCACCCACCAGAACUGGUACCAGCAGCAGGGAGCUCAUUUAGGCCUCCAGGCCGGCCCGACUCACCACACGCCAUCCACAGGACCACCAGCCACACAGAGUCUGGGAGCCGUCUACUGAGACACUUUGACUGGAGCCCUGUGCUGAAAUUUUCUUUUUUUUUGGAUGAUUUGGUGCGCUGUUGGGACCAGAAACACCUGACAGCGAUCUUCAGGCACGAGUCCUGACUGUAAAACCUGACACACGUGUUGUAAAACAGGCUUUUCUACAGUAAAUGUGGAUUGUCCUCAGCCGCCCCGUUCUCCUCAGCUCUGAAGUUUAUGAACUCAUAACAUAGCUGGUAAAAUGGAGAUUAGGGUGAUUGAUGUGGCGUUUUUAAAGCUCGGACUGAUAUCGAUUUCUUAAGUGAAAUUAGUGCUGACAGAUAACAUUUUGUAUAUUUAAUAUCUGAAAUAUGACCAUAUUUAUACCAAAAAACAAUGAUUGAAGCAGUGAUUCAAUCUUCCCUUCAUUUUUUUCCUUUGGACUCUGACAUUUUCCCUCUUAAACCUAAUACUACUGACGUUUUCCAGGCUUUGCAGCUCAUUAAAGCCCAUCGAUCCAGCAUGGCAGACUUUAGAUAUGUUGGGCUUUAAACUGACAGAAAACAGGACAGUUUGAUGAAGCUGUGGUCAGAAUCUAUGUUCAAUGUGAACAACACUGAAAGGCUGAUAACCUUUUAAAAUAAAACAUCAAUAACAGACAAACACACUUCAGAGACACUGAAAUGAUCCAUUAGAGUGUUUUUACAAACUGAAUUAAUACUCA
Messenger RNA from Centropristis striata (black sea bass), 1929 nucleotides. Its product is annotated as homeobox protein Dlx3b-like. The transcript has 3 exons. Gene Ontology annotation, biological process: regulation of transcription by RNA polymerase II; embryo development; epithelial cell differentiation. NCBI's taxonomy places the organism in Eukaryota, Metazoa, Chordata, Actinopteri, Perciformes, Serranidae. The record is from RefSeq and is a predicted model, not a curated record. Gene Ontology annotation, molecular function: DNA-binding transcription factor activity, RNA polymerase II-specific; RNA polymerase II cis-regulatory region sequence-specific DNA binding. The coding region runs from base 265 to 1242 and encodes 325 amino acids.